UUCUGACUUAUCAUACAGACAGCCUGAUGAAUGGGUGUAAUGAUAACAAGAAUCCAACAACCGCGAAACCAAAUCACAGCUAAUUUCAAUUUCAUGAAAGCCAGAACCUUAGAAGUUCAUGAAAUUUCUCAACAAAUGAGUGAAAGAACUCUAGUUCCAAUAUUCGUCUUCUGGGCUCUCCUUACAAUAAUCACCCCUACACUCAUUCUCCUGUCAGAGAAUUCAAAAGCUGACCUCGUUUCAAAUGGAAAUAUAACCGAGGGAAUGAAGCUCAGAAGAAUGAUUUACACAGAGAAUAAUGUCAUAAGAACAGCACCACCACCAGCCAAGUUUGAAGAGGAAUUGGCCUCAGCACCAGCACCAGAACCAUUACCAACUAGUACUAGAGUUACUCCAACGGUGUCACACUUGCAUCAUAAUCAUACUCUUAUAAGCAAUAGAACCCAUGAUGGCCAUAUACUCUCCUCUCCCAAAAUACACGUCCAAGUCAAACAAACAAAUAUCAGAUAAACAAGUACUUGUUGACAGACAUGCUUACUGGAUUUGGAUCUCAAAUUGUUAGUGCCCUCACUCCUUGUGAAAGAACAAUGUAAGCUGAUGAGAAACAGAAUUAAUUCAUUACAUUGUAAAUAUCUACAUAUGUUCAUACCAUGAUAUAAAUUUGUUGGGGUUGGUUGUUUAGCAUACAUAUUCCUUAUUGUUGAGGUGAAACCAAAGAGCAAAUGCUAGUCCAAGUAAUCCAAUUGCAAAUUUGUAGGUGUUAUGGAAAUUCUGUGUAUUUAGUUACCAAACGAGUCUCGUCAACAAAUUGUGACUACUUGUUUUAGCACGGAUUUAUAUGUUGUGUUCAUUUAAAGAAUUGAUUAUCCAGUUUCUAA
This is a messenger RNA of Cajanus cajan (pigeon pea), 878 nucleotides long. RefSeq lists its product as uncharacterized. Lineage: Eukaryota; Viridiplantae; Streptophyta; Magnoliopsida; Fabales; Fabaceae. The record is from RefSeq and is a predicted model, not a curated record.